Cucurbitaria berberidis CBS 394.84 is the source of this 1101-nucleotide messenger RNA. RefSeq lists its product as uncharacterized. The record is from RefSeq and is a predicted model, not a curated record. The transcript has 2 exons. Lineage: Eukaryota; Fungi; Ascomycota; Dothideomycetes; Pleosporales; Cucurbitariaceae. Bases 1 to 1101 code for a protein of 366 amino acids.
AUGCAGAAGUUUCUUACCUUUUCCGCCCUCCUAGUGCUCACAGCAGCCCUCCCGCAGCGUAACCGCGGCGGCGGCCGAACACAACAAACCGCCCAACAAAAAGCUGCUCAGGUCCCACAAGGUAUCUCUCAGGCCCAAGAUGGCUCCAUGAUCCUCGAUGACACGGUUACGGUGAAUGGUCUACCGCUCCGUUUCAAGAUAUCUGCACCAGCAGCACAGUUCUUGCCGGCCUCUGGAGUACCCGGGGCUGCAGCGACAUCGUCUGACGGAACGUUGGGAGUGAAUGUCCUACUCCACGGCGACGGGGGCCAAUCCUUCUUCGACAUGCCGAAUCAGAACGUUCAGGCGAAUACGAUGGGCGUAGCAUUGCUCGCUCCGAACGCGAAACUGUUCUGGGGAGGGGGUCAGGGUCUCCAACGGACGGACGGCGUUGCGCACUCCCAAGCAGUCAACGACUUCAUUCAGAACGAGCUGCCACAGCGCGUCGCGAUGAAUAAGAGUAACGUUGUAUUCACGGGUGUUAGUGGGGGGAGUUUGAUGUUGAGCGGCUUUUUCAUUCCGGCACAGAUGCAGAACUACCCUAACAGUGCCGUCGAGUUGAACUGUGGUGGUAUGCCGCCACAGGUCGAUUUCCAGAACGCUGCAACCGUUCUGCCACAAACGCGCAUCCAUUAUCAGUCGACCCAAUCCGAACUCGAAUCCCUCCAGGGUAGCAUACCACAGGCGGUGGCAGCGUACGAACAGCUCGCUGCAGAUGCGGGGUUGAACACGGCUCAAAUCAGCCAGCUGCAAACAGUAGACAAUACGCCUGAGGGAGGACACUGCGCGUUCGAUGGACAGGGUUUCGUGUCUGGAGUACAAACUAUGCUGACGAGUUAUUCGAACGUUAUGCAGGGUGGAAACGGCGUGGUGCAGGGUUUGGGGGCGCCGAGUACUGGGACGGUUACGAAGGGUGUUGUUGGGAACGAGAAUCUGCAGUUCGUUGCCGCUAGGAAGAGGGAGGUAGAGAGGGAUGCUAUGAUACAGAUGAGGUGGGCGCAGGAUGUUGUCGAGGAGCCGGAUUUCGAUGUGCUAAUCUGCGAUCGAGCUUCGUGUGAGUAA